AUGAACGUUCCCACUUCAUCCACCAACGACUUCGCCUUCAACUCCAACUCCAACUCCCAGCCGCAGCAACAGUACCAACAGCAGGCCCAUUUCUCCUCUCGCCAGUUGCAGCUGCAACAGCAACAGCAACAACACCAUCAACAGCAGCAGUACUCACUGCCGCCACCGCCGUCUCCCCCACCCGCGUCGUCUGCCACCGCGCAAUCCCUCUCCGCCGCCCAGCAAGCCUUUGCACACGCGCAGUACCAACAGUUUGUCCUCAUGAACGGAAUGAACGGUGGCAAUGUGCCCAACGGCAUGGGCGGCGUGCCUACCCCCGCUGGCCAGCAGGCCGAGCUCAACUACAUCUAUAGCAUGGUCGAGGAGCUCAGCCGACAGCUUGCGGAGAACCGUCGUGUUACCGAAGACAUUGUGACCGGUCUUGGGAGAGUGCGUAGCCGCGCGAGGACGCAGGGGAUGAGCAAUGACGACCUCAUCCACAACGCUGCCGAUGAUAUUCACGCACAAGAACAGAAUCUCGACACACUCAUCUCCAUCCUCUCAGAGUCCCUCGAGAAGGCAAAAUACAGCCGCGACGCCAACGCGACCCUCCUGACCCAAUACGCGACAGUCCUCGCUGCGAUGCUGAAGCAAUUCCACGAGUACAAGGCGAAGCACGUCACGGAUGUCGCCGCGUGGCAUCGCUCCUACCGCUCUCAGCUUGCCGAAGCGCGCGCCGAGAAUAGCAGGCUCCGGGACCAGAUCUGGGAGAUGCAGGAGCGCGCGGGAAAAGCCAACGAGGCUUUGCGGAAGUUCCGCCGCAAGUACGACGAGAACGAGACGAGAUGGGACCGGCGCGUCGAAGAGGUUGCCGCGCGUCAGGAGCUGCGUUUCUGGAAACGAAUGGCCAUGCCCGAAGUCAGCGACGACGAUCCCUGCUGGAGCGACGACGAUGACCUCAUCGACCCUGCGGAGAAGGAGCGGCAGAAGGAGCUGGAAAAGAGGGCCGCUCAGGAGCAACUUGCUGGGAGCCAGCAGAUGGGCGAUGAAUACUCGCGUUCACAGUCGCCGGAGUCUAGCAUGAUGGGCGGCGUCCCCAUGCAGCGAGAUCUGGGUAUUCCUAUGGGCAUGCCUGUACCUCCACCACGGCCCUCGAGCGCGACAUCCAGUACCGGCUCUUCUGGCCAAUGA
Messenger RNA from Colletotrichum graminicola M1.001, 1170 nucleotides. RefSeq lists its product as uncharacterized. The transcript has 2 exons. The coding region runs from base 1 to 1170 and encodes 389 amino acids. The record is from RefSeq and is a predicted model, not a curated record. NCBI's taxonomy places the organism in Eukaryota, Fungi, Ascomycota, Sordariomycetes, Glomerellales, Glomerellaceae.